Messenger RNA from Rhodamnia argentea, 1803 nucleotides. Its product is annotated as laccase-15-like. Lineage: Eukaryota; Viridiplantae; Streptophyta; Magnoliopsida; Myrtales; Myrtaceae. The transcript is spliced from 6 exons. Gene Ontology annotation, biological process: lignin catabolic process. Gene Ontology annotation, cellular component: apoplast. The coding region runs from base 61 to 1752 and encodes 563 amino acids. The record is from RefSeq and is a predicted model, not a curated record. Gene Ontology annotation, molecular function: copper ion binding; hydroquinone:oxygen oxidoreductase activity.
CCCGGCUUAAUCUCCAAAUAAUCGAGCCCCAGCCGCCAUCUCGUUGUCAAGUCAAUCUCCAUGAAGUCAUCAAGAGCACAAUACGUAGGGUUUCUACUCUUCCUCAUCGGCAUUCUCCGAUGCAAAGCCUUGGUUCGUCACACGUUCGUGGUUGAAGAAACGCCGUACAGGAGAUUAUGCAGCACGAAGAACAUCCUGACGGUGAAUGGGCAAUUUCCCGGGCCGACUCUAUACGUGCACAAAGGCGAUACCAUCAUCGUUGAUGUCUAUAACAAGGCAAAAUACAACAUCACCAUUCACUGGCACGGCGUGAGGCAACCGAGAUAUCCGUGGUCUGAUGGACCAGAAUACAUAACCCAAUGUCCAAUACAACCCGGAGCUAAGUUUAGUCAAAAAGUGAUAUUCUCCACAGAAGAAGGGACCUUAUGGUGGCACGCUCAUAGUGAUUGGUCAAGAGCCACCGUUCAUGGAGCCAUUGUUAUUUAUCCCAAAAAAGAUUCGACCUACCCUUUUCCAAAACCCGAUGCUGAAGUGCCUAUCAUAUUAGGAGAAUGGUGGAAGAAACCGAUAAUGGAGGUGUAUAAUGAAAUGCUCAGAACCGGAGGAGAUCCAAAUGUUUCCGAUGCCUAUACCAUCAAUGGUCAACCGGGAGAUCUAUACCCAUGCUCAAAGCAAGAUACAUUCAAACUGAGGGUUGAGCAAGGCAAGACGUACUUGCUGCGAAUAAUCAACGCGGCCAUGCAAGACCUCCUCUUCUUCUCCAUUGCCAAACACAGCGUCACCGUCGUCGCGACAGACGCGAGCUACACUAAGCCACUAACGAGAGAUAUCAUCACAAUAUCCCCCGGUCAAACCAUCGACGUCCUCCUUAAAGCCAACCAAAACCCCGACCACUAUUAUAUGGCCGCUAGGGUUUAUUCCAGUACGUUCAAUGUGACUUUCGAUAACACAACCACCACGGCCGUGGUGGAGUACUCCGGAAAGUACGCUCCCACCUCGCCGCCUCCUUUGCCGCGACUUCCUUAUUACAAUGACACUUCCGCAUCGGUCAAUUUCACCGGCAGCCUCCGCAGCUUAGCAAGCGACAAGUACCCCGUCGACAUCCCCAGGAACAUAACCAACCAUUUCAUCUUCACAGUCUCUGUGAACUUGUUCCUUUGCCCAAACAAUUCCUACGCGUGCCCCAACGGGGCACGUCUCGCCGCAAGCCUGAACAACAUAAGCUUCACAAACCCCUCGAUCGACAUCCUCCAAGCUUAUUAUUAUGGCAUCAAUGGCGUGUUCGGAGCCCGUUUCCCCAGCUUUCCACCGUACGUCUUCAAUUUCACGGCCGACGUCUUGCCGUUGAGCUUGGAGACGCCAAAGCGCGGGACGGAGGUGAAGGUAUUGAAGUAUAACUCGACCGUGGAGCUUGUCUUCCAGGGGACGAACUUGGUAGGCGGGACCGAUCACCCGAUGCAUCUGCAUGGAUAUAGCUUUUACGUCGUUGGCUGGGGAGUUGGGAACUUCGACAUCAAGAAGGAUCCUUUGAAUUAUAAUCUAGUGGAUCCACCUUUGCAGAACACCAUUGCGGUGCCGAAGAAUGGAUGGGCUACGAUCAGAUUUAGGGCGGACAAUCCUGGAGUGUGGUUCAUGCACUGCCACAUAGAGCGGCACAUGGUGUGGGGCAUGGACACAGCGUUCAUCGUGAGGAAUGGAGUUCCCCCGAACACCCACUUGCUGUCGCCACCACCGGACAUGCCACCUUGUUGAAACACCUUCGAUUGCUGUCCACUUUGGGGGGAGACCUGAUGAAGACAAUUU